AGUAAGACACCGAACCCCAUCAGGACGGAGGAGGAAAUCCACAUCUGUGGGACUCUCGGCGCAGAACCACCACCUCCAGCGAGGGAGGCCCGGGGACUGCAGCAGCGAGAUGAAGAAGGGCUAGAGCGCGGGGACGCUGCUCAUGCGACGGCCGGGAGCGCCUGUGAGCUGGAUCUGCUGGAGGAUGCUGCGGCAGGUGCUUCGCAGAGGGCUCCAGUCGUUCUGCCACAGGCUGGGCUUGUGCGUGAGCCGGCACCCGGUCUUUUUCCUCACCGUGCCGGCAGUCCUGACCAUCACCUUCGGCCUCAGCGCGCUCAACCGCUUCCAGCCCGAGGGCGACCUGGAGCGCCUGGUUGCUCCCAGCCACAGCCUGGCCAAGAUCGAGCGCAGCCUAGCCAGCAGCCUUUUCCCCCUGGACCAGUCCAAAAGCCAGCUCUAUUCGGACUUACACACCCCUGGGAGGUAUGGCAGGGUGAUCCUCCUCUCCCCACCCGGGGACAAUAUUUUGCUCCAGGCUGAGGGGAUCCUGCAGACCCACCGAGCCGUGCUGGAAAUGAAGGAUGGGAGGAACAGUUUUAUUGGACACCAGCUGGGCGGGGUAGUGGAAGUGCCAAACAGCAAAGACCAGCGGGUCAAGUCAGCCAGAGCCAUUCAAAUCACCUACUACCUCCAGACCUAUGGCUCGGCCACCCAAGACCUCAUAGGGGAGAAGUGGGAGAAUGAGUUCUGUAAGCUUAUGAGAAAGCUCCAGGAGGAGCAUCAAGACCUCCAACUCUACUCUUUAGCAUCCUUUAGCCUCUGGAGAGACUUUCAUAAGACCAGCAUCCUAGCCAGAAGCAAAGUCCUAGUGAGCCUCGUGCUGAUACUGACCACAGCCACCCUCUCCAGCUCCAUGAAGGACUGUUUGCGCAGUAAGCCUUUCCUGGGCCUCCUGGGGGUGCUCACAGUGUGCAUCUCCAUCAUCACUGCAGCAGGAAUCUUCUUCAUCACCGAUGGAAAGUACAACUCCACCUUGCUCGGAAUCCCGUUCUUCGCCAUGGGUCAUGGAACUAAAGGAGUUUUUGAGCUUCUGUCUGGAUGGCGGAGAACCAAAGAGAAUUUACCAUUCAAAGACAGGGUAGCAGACGCCUACUCUGAUGUAAUGGUGACCUAUACCAUGACCAGCUCCCUGUACUUGAUCACCUUUGGCAUGGGUGCCAGCCCCUUCACUAACAUAGAGGCGGUGAAGAUCUUCUGUCAGAACAUGUGUGUCUCUAUUCUAUUGAACUAUUUCUACAUUUUCUCUUUCUUUGGCUCCUGUCUGGUCUUUGCUGGCCAACUAGAGCAAAACCGAUACCACAGUAUCUUUUGCUGUAAAAUCCCUUCUGCAGAAUAUCUGGACCGCAAACCUGUGUGGUUCCAGACAGUGAUGAGUGAUGGACACCAACAGACAUCUCACCAUGAGACAAACCCCUACCAGCACCAUUUCAUUCAGCACUUCCUCCGUGAACAUUACAACGAAUGGAUCACCAACAUCUACGUGAAGCCAUUUGUGGUCAUCCUCUAUCUCAUCUAUGUCUCGUUCUCCUUCAUGGGGUGCUUGCAGAUCAGUGAUGGCACCAGCAUCAUCAACCUACUAGCCAGUGACUCCCCAAGUGUUUCCUAUGCCCUGGUUCAGCAAAAAUAUUUCAGCAACUAUAGUCCCGUGAUAGGAUUCUAUGUCUAUGAGCCCCUGGAGUACUGGAACAGCAAUGUCCAGGAGGAUCUGCGGAGGCUUUGUAGUGGGUUCACGGCAGUGUCCUGGGUGGAACAGUACUACCAGUUUCUGAAAGUCAGCAACAUCAGUGCCAAUAACAAGACUGACUUCAUCAGUGUCCUACAAAGCUUGUUUUUAAAAAAGCCGGAAUUCCAGCAUUUUCGAAACGACAUCAUCUUCUCCAAAGCAGGGGACGAAAACAAUAUAAUUGCUUCUCGCUUGUAUCUGGUGGCCAGAACUAGCAGAGACAAGCAGAAGGAAGUCAUCGAAGUGUUGGAAAAGUUGAGGCCCUUGUCCCUCUCCAAGAGCAUUCGGUUCAUUGUGUUCAAUCCUUCCUUUGUUUUCACGGACCAUUACAGUUUGUCAGUCACCGUGCCUGUUCUGAUUGCAGGCUUCGGGGUUCUCCUGGUGUUAAUCCUGACUUUUUUCCUCGUGAUCCAUCCUCUGGGAAACUUCUGGCUAAUUCUUAGUGUCACCUCAAUUGAGCUGGGCGUUCUGGGCUUAAUGACAUUGUGGAACGUCGACAUGGAUUGCAUUUCUAUCUUGUGCCUUAUUUACACUUUAAAUUUCGCCAUUGACCACUGUGCACCACUGCUUUACACAUUUGUAUUAGCAACUGAGCACACCCGAACACAGUGUAUAAAGAGUUCCCUGCAAGAGCAUGGGACAGCCAUUUUGCAAAAUAUUUCUUCUUUUCUUAUUGGGUUGGUCCCUCUCCUAUUCGUGCCUUCAAACCUGACCUUCACACUGUUCAAAUGCUUGCUGCUGACCGGGGGUUGCACACUUCUGCACUGUUUUGUUAUUUUACCUGUGUUCCUAACCUUUUUCCCUCCUUCCAAAAAGCACCACAAGAAAAAGAAACGUGCCAAACGAAAGGAAAGAGAGGAGAUUGAAUGUAUAGAAAUUCAAGAGAACCCUGAUCAUGUCACCACAGUCUGAGGGGUGGAUACAGAUGGAUUCUUUUUCUUUUCCAGUAUUGCACAAGGAUGCAGGCCAAGUAAGGCUCAGACCUCAGCUGCUUGGGCUGGCCCGGGGUAACAAGGCAAGGCAGAUCAAAAGUGCAUUAUAUACGACACUUUCAGGUGUCUGCUUCUUGCAGGGGGGGAAGAGAAUGAAAAGGGGGGAAGUUCUUUGCAACCUUGUUCUCCGUGAAAGAUAAAUUUCCAGACAUGAUCUUAGAGCUCUUCCAAGGAAUGGAUGAAUCAAUGAAGUGGUAAGACAGAAAGCGAUCAGAUCCAAGUGCUGCAAAAGAAAUGCUUAGAAGACCGGAGAAGAGAGAAAAGGUGGUCUCCAAAUAGGGAGAAAGACAUAAGAAAUGUCAAAAUUGCCAUGUCACUUUUCAUGCUUGUGUUUUUGAACAGGUCGGUCAAAGUAAACCUAUGCACACAGGAAGUACAUAUUUAAUCCUGUCUAAACCAAAGGACUUCCCAAUCCAUUUUCUGUGUACAUAUAUAUGUAUAUUGCCAUAUAUACAUAUACUUAGAUUUGUCUUUAGUGUACACUGGUGUUUGUGUGAAGGAAGGUGUCCAUUUGCAGAUAGGCUGGCCUUUCUCCACAGAGCCAAAUCUGCUUUAGCCAAAUAUUUAAGCUCAUUUAGAGAUGAUUUGACAUAUAUAAGCUCACCAGUGGCCAAUCAAAAUCAGCUCAACUGUCCAGACAGCAAGAAUGUAUUCAGCUGUGUGGUAACAAAACCAGAAACUGUAAUCCAUUAAGUUCUAUAUGCCAUGUUGUUGGUCAUUGAGACUUUAACUUUGGGAUGACUUAGCAAAACUAUAAAAGGCAAUUGAAUUCAUUGCCACAUGAACAGUGUUUAAAAAUAUCAUAUUAGAGUUAAACUAGCUGAGAUGGCUUAUCAUUGGCCCUUACAAUUUCUCUAUAUUUGGAAAGGCAACGUGGCUGGUUUCAAAGAGCUCACCCACCUGCAAAUGAGCACUUUACCCAUAUUGUCCCUAUGUGUUUGUAUGUAAGGGUUUGCAGUGUGAGAGAGAGAGAAAACGAGAGCUAACAUUCCAUAGUUACAGCAUCCUUAUUUUAUAUGGUGAAAAUACACUGCUGUAAAAUUUAGUAACUGACACAGAGAAAGGAAAUACACCAGGAAUCUUGGAGUGAAAUAGGCCAUCACCACUCAUCAAAAGGUCCUUAGUGUAAGGAAAAUAUUCCAGUGCUGUAAACUCUAGUGUGUUCCUUGCAUUACAUUUAAAACAUUAACCCAGGCCAUGACCACUUUGAAGGUGAUAACCAUAAUGACUGCAAUAUCAUUUUGUAGCUUCUUACUAUAUCAUUAUUUUGUUACCCAGAAAGUAACCUCUAAGGUAAACGUAGCCCUCUAUAGGUCGUUCCCUAACUGUAUAUAACAGACAGAUGUUGAAUUCUCCUCCCCCCCCCCAAAAAAAGAAUGAAGAAAACAUUUCCACUGAGUUAAAGUUUAAAACUACUACUCCCCCGGAGGUAGAUUCAACCUGCUGGGUACUUUCAUGGAUUAAUGCUGUGCUUCCUGUUGGAGAAAAAAAAUCACUAGAAAAUGCCCUUUCCAUACUAACUAGUGAUAUAGGUAACAAUUUAUUUCCAGGUAGGAUGGAACAAAUGUCCAACAAUUAGAAAAUCUGCUAAUAAGCUCUUUUUCCUGGAAGAAAUUGCUAUUUCCUACCAAUUUUGGUUGUAUGUUUUCAUUGCAUUAUUAUAUUAUAGCUAACAAAGCAAAACAAAAAUUCCUAAACUUAUUUUAAGUUCAAAAAUGAUAUAUGAUCAAUUCCAUGCUCAUUAUAGUCUUUGGAAGUGACAACAGCUUUUUUUGUAAAUGAGGCACCAAAAUAUGAAGAGAAAGGGGACCAGAUUCGAAAAUGAAAGUCACUUAAAUAAAAAUUCGUUUUAUUGAAUGGAGCUUGUUUUGUCCUACCUUAAGGUUUCAAUUUCUUUCCCAUUCUGUUCAUUUGGACACAACGCCUAGAGAAUUGAGUAUGGAAAAUUAACUGCCCAUAACCACUGUGUUUGUAAAGUCACGUCACAGAUCACACUAGCCUUUUACCUCAUGCCAGGGUGA
Molecule: messenger RNA, 4775 nt
Organism: Nannospalax galili (Upper Galilee mountains blind mole rat)
Lineage: Eukaryota; Metazoa; Chordata; Mammalia; Rodentia; Spalacidae
Gene: Ptchd4
Product: patched domain containing 4
Exons: 4
Coding region: 143-2674 (843 amino acids)
Cellular component (GO): membrane
Source: RefSeq, a predicted model, not a curated record